Molecule: messenger RNA, 5059 nt
Organism: Paramacrobiotus metropolitanus
Lineage: Eukaryota; Metazoa; Tardigrada; Eutardigrada; Parachela; Macrobiotidae
Exons: 23
Coding region: 267-4760 (1497 amino acids)
Biological process (GO): carbohydrate metabolic process
Molecular function (GO): catalytic activity
Source: RefSeq, a predicted model, not a curated record
CACGGCCGGACAUAUGUAAACGUAAUAGCGCGCAUUGUUUCUUUUUGGUAAUUUUUAGCAAUCUGAGACAAUUUCCCCACGAUUUUAUCUGGUACAGAAAUGUUAAAAUUCAUUAUGUAAACGUUGCAAAUAUAACCUGUUAACAGUUAACUUAAUCUUGGACUGAAAGCUGUUUUCGCAAAAACGGCCACGGUGUAAUGUAAUUCAGCAAUAGCCUAUGCGAAGAUACGGGCGCUGAUUUCUUUAAUUUCUCCUUAACCGAAGAAAUGAGUACGUUGUCGGUAUCUGGAUUUAUCGUUUUUCUGACACUCAUGUCGGCGCUGCACGCAGGAUAUGCAGACCCCUUUUCAGUGUAUACACUGCGCAACUUAACCCGACCACAUCCCUAUAUCGGGAACGGUCACCUCGCCACCGGCAUUUUCCAUCCCUUCGUUUACAUCCAGGGUCUAUACACAACGGGAAAUGACAAUGACACUCGCCGCGUCGCCGUUCCCUCCUCAAUCAACAUCCGCUUUGAUCGCAGUGACGCCGCGGACCGCAUAUACCGUCUACAUAUGGAUAAAGGAUACUUUGAAGUGGUCAUCCGAACGCCGACGCAUGUUCUGACUCAGCGAAUGUACUGUCAUCUGUGGUUACCGGAGAUUCUGAUCAUGGAGGUAGAAGUGAUGCGGCACGCUAACAGCACCAACGCCCGGCUGGAGGUGCCCUACACGCUGGAGAAUGUCCUUGAGUCACCGGAUGUAAAGUUUGACGAUGUGACCAGCAUGCAGGAGCUAAAUCAGCACAUACAGGUUCAGUGUCAAACCGGCCGGCGAGGCAUUGUCAACAUCUGCGUGGUCGGUGAUAUCCUGGACAGCUCCUUCAUUCCCGAUCGUGGUACGACGAUGUCCCGCAAUAUCUACAUUACCAGCUUCGACACGGAUAAGGAAGCCGCAUUAGAAAAAUAUGUACAAGCAAGGAAGGAGGCCAGUACCGGCAUCCUGUGGAGUCGGCACGUGGACGCCUGGAACUGGCGGUGGAACCGCGGACAGAUCACCUUCCAACCGCAAAUGGCCGCUAAUCAGACGCCCAACGCGUCCGCUGUCCAUUUGGCGCAAGCGGUGCACGCCUCCAUGUACUAUCUCCUAAGCUCCAUUCCCGAGCAUCCCCAGUACGCCGAGAAUUUCCCUGGAUUGAGCAAAGACGGCUUAUCUAGUAACGACGACCUGGGGCGUAUCCGCUGGGAACAGGAGCUAUACAUGUUCUUGCCGCUGCUGCUCUUCCAUCAGGACACUGCCGAGCAAAUUCUCAACAGCCGCCUUAACAAUCUGGCUGCUGCCCUGGCCAACGCCCGGCCCCUGUACCGGGGCGCCCGUUACCCGUAUGAGACUGCCUCCUCCGGACGGGAACUGGCUGCUAACUUUUCGCGAACUCUGUUUACCAGCGGCGCUGUGGCGCUAAACAUGCAGCAGUAUUUAUACACAAUGGGAUCCGCAGCAAAUAUCGGCGGGGAGAAUGCUGUUAGUGCCGCGCGGGCCAUUGCAGACUUAUACGCCGGUGCGACGCAGGCCAGUGGAGCUGUUGCAGGUAUCCAGAACAUUAAAGGCACGGUGACCUUUAACGAUGCGCUGACCAAUGCACUGGCCAUCGUUGGUCUAACCCUGCCCCAGAAACUGGGACCCGGUGUUAACGGAACCUACCAGAACGUUGCCGAACGCAUUGCGGCGGAUAAUUUCCCCAUGUUUCGCAACUGUCAUGCAGCCAAUGGGAAUGCUAGCAAUCCCGGAGCCCUAGCACCGACAGAUUACUCCUACGAGCCGGAUGCGUUGCUGGUGUACUGGCCGGUGGGGAAUCAGCGCUUUUUCAAUUCAGGACUGCUCCUCAACGAUCUCACCUGCCACAAGGAAGCGACUAUUAGUCGAACAACUUAUAAUCUGCUGCGAUUGACACUCUACCAAAUCGCGGCAAAGUCGGCUAAUACCAGCGGACAGAUCAAUCCUGAUGUGUACGCGGCGGAGGAAAUUAAAUUCCAACAACUUCUUAAUUGGACCAGUCGGCAUUUUGGGAUCAUCCCGGAAUCGAUUGAUUCCCGCUUAAUCAGCGACCCGACAUCCCCCGGGGCCAAUCUCAGUCUCCCGGGCGCCGGUGCUCUCCUCCAACUGGUUCUUUUUGGUUACGCCGGUAUCUCCUUGCACCCCGACCGGUUGACCUUAAACCCCCGACACCCCCCGGGCGUGGAGUCCUGGACACUGCGCGGUGUCGACUACCGGGGCUUCACACUGACCGUCAGCUUUCUGCCAACGUCCAUCCAUAUCCGGGCCCAAAAGAACCGGAAGGAGCCGGUGCGGCUGCAGGUGCGCGUGGAUGGAUGGCUGCGCGAGGUACCGGAAGAGGGCGUGACGAUACGGUGGGGCGAAGUGCAGGUGACGACGAUUAUGGAGAAGGAGGCUGAGGAGCACUGGGACCGGGAUCCCUUUCUCAUGCAAACCAAUAGCUUGCCGACAUCGCGUUUUCUGCCGGAAAUCGGCAACGGACAUAUUGCCAGCGUUGUUCACGCUCCAUGGCUGCACAUGAAUGGCCUCUAUAAUGGUGCCGGGUCGCGCAGCAGCCGAGCGCGGAUUCCCUCGCUGAUUGCUUUCAACAUCAGCCUGCAGGACGCCACGCUCGCUAACCAGUCAUUUACUCUCAACCUACGCGAAGGCAUCUACACGGAGCGGAAGCAAUACGUCAAUCCGGAUGUGCUCAUUGAGCGGGAAAUGUUCGCCCAUCGCCUUUAUCCCAGUUUGCUCAUCGCGCGCAUUAAGUGCAACCGGACAGCACCGGCUUCCGGUGCUGUGCAGCCGCCGGCAUCCAGCGAUCUGCCGGUUCUGUUGCUGGACGGACUGCUCGAUGAGAGCCAACUGGAGAGCGACGAUAUCGUGUUCAAAGCCACGAUCCGGCCAAAAGGGCAGCGCAUCAAAGUCGCGCGGGGCGAAACUUUAAUUCCGGAAACUACGAAUUCCACCUUUUCGCCGGUUAUUAUGGCCUGGAACUCCAGUGUGGAACUGCGCGACUACGUGACUAUUCCCGCUAACGGCCUGGAAAUCAUCCAGUACGUCUCCAUCAGUUCAGAUGAAGACGCCGCCGUCAGCAAUUUGUCGCAAGUCCUCAAAUACAACUACAACACCGUUCGUGGCAUGCACAUUGAAAAGUGGGGCGAGUAUUGGGAGAACGGGAGGAUUACGGUGGAAGCGCAGGAGAAUUUCCCUUUGGCACAGGCAGUUAAUGCGGCCUUUUACUAUCUGCUCAGCUCGCUGCCAAAUUAUGAGGAAGGCAACGGAAGUUUUGUCGGACUGAGUCCAGGUGGAUUGGCACGUGGUGCGCCCGGAGCCGAGAUCGAUCAGGAUUACUUGGGGCAUAUUUUCUGGGACACAGAAAUAUGGAUGUUUCCGCCAAUAUUGCUCUUCCAUCCAGAACAGGCCCACUUGCUCUUGCACGCUCGCACACGAGUGUUAGAGGCCGCCAGAGCAAACGCGGCCAGCACUGGAUAUCAGGGUGCACGAUUCCCCUGGGAAUCUGCCUUAACCGGCAGCGAAGUAACGCCCUGGCCGCCCGCUGCGCAGUACCAACUGCACGUAACCGCCGACGUGGCCUUGGCUGUGCGACAGUAUUUGUAUGCCAUCGCCGACAAAGCUAAGGCCAUCCACGAGUUGCGACUUGACGUGCUCGUGGAGGACAUCGCCGCGUUCUGGCAGAGUCGGGUGACCUGUGAUAGCCGUGUGAUAAACAAUGACGAUGUUGACCACAUCUGCCACAUUAACGAGGUCAUGGGGCCGGAUGAGUAUCAUUACCCCGUUAACGAUUCCGCCUUCACAAAUUACGCCGCCAAACUGGCCUUGACGCUUCCAGAGUACGUUUUACCGAUAAUCGGGAAAAAGCAUCCGGAUAUUGAUAAAUGGUUUGCCACAGCCGAAGACAUCACGAUGACGGAAUCCCGUUACAAAGGUCAACCGUACCAUCCACAAUUCAAGGGCUUUGUUCCAAAUGAGUGGCAUCCUGCGAGCAGUAAGAAGAAGCCGGUCGUUAAACAAGCUGAUACUAUUUUACUGGGAUAUCCGCUGGACAUGGACAUGCCAGUAGAGAUGCGCGCCAAUGACCUGAACAUUUACGAAGAGCUGACCAGCCCAAACGGCCCGGCCAUGACCUGGGCUAUGUUCGCCAUCGGACAUCUGGAGCUGAAGAACAAAAUGAAGGCGGACAAUUUAUUCAAUCGAUAUAAGGACAAUUACCAACAACCUUUUGGCGUGUGGUCAGAAGAACCCGGUGGCAGCGGCGCCGUCAACUUCCUAACGGGAAUGGGUGGUUUCCUGCAGUCUGUUCUCAACGGUUACGGCGGCCUUCGUCUGCGUGAAGACAGUCUACAUUUCGACCCGGCCGACCUGCCCGGCAGCAGCCGCUGGAGCAUCCACGGUCUUAAAUACCUCGGCCACACUCUGGACUUGACCUUUGACUUCCUAGCUGACACCAUUAACGUCUCCGUCAGUCGGACGGUGGACAUCGAUCUGGUGCUGGAGACGGAGAGCGGGAAGAUCUUUUUGCUAAAAGAUGACACGCGCCUGAGCUACCGGCGCGAAGCCAGUACAAUCCGCAUGUACCAUCCAGAGUUCGAUGUCAUCCGCGAUCCGGUGAGUGGGGAGAUCACCGGGCCCAGUAGUCUCAGUCCAGCGCAACUGUUGCCGUCGUUGUCCGUUUUGUUGGCCUUAAUUUUUAUGAUUGUCUAUUCCUUCCCAGAAUUUUUUUGAGUACCGCCAGCUGAAUGUCUCCGUACUUGACUGUCAAGCGUAUCGACAGAGCAAUAUUGCAGUGUGAUCUGACAGAACUGUUUUCACCGUAGUUUUUUGCUAGGCACUGGUUUAUAGAGUUAUCUUCUGUUUCAAGUCUUUUGUGUCUUUUUCUCGGAUGUUUUUGUCUCGGACGUUCUACAAUGGGCGUCAGAACGCACAGACAAACGAAGGGAAAUCCCUUAAUAUUUCCACAUAUUUAAUAUUAUUAUAACGAUAAAAUUUAGUUUAACUUGUUAAUUACAGUACUCACAAAAAGC